CAUGCCCAAUGAAGAUGCUGGACUCCUCCUACUAAUGUCGCUGCUGUUUCUGGCACGCCAUGGGUCUGACAGAAAAAAAAUCUGUGGCAGACCAUUUGAGAAAGGCAUUUGGGAUGCGAAACCGAGACUGAUCAUGUAUCAGAAUAGUUUUGUCUGGAGGUCUCUUUUAAUAUUGUCGGGUAGACUGACAUUUAUAUGUGCGUGAUUGUCCUUAGCGAAAUUUAGCACUUGGAAUUCUCAAAACUGUGCUAUUAGCCAGGUUGCUACCGCGGUAUGCGGUGAAAAGAAACGCCGUUUGUGAAGGAUAUUGAGCAAUUCAUCCUCAUAAAUCAAGCCUGGUGCCUUGGCCUUUCCCUUCACGCGGGUUCUUUGAAGAGUGGUCAACGCAGGGCAUUCCAGCUGCUUAGAAUGUUUUUACAAAAGAAAAGUAAGCUGCUAUCUGGAAACGCGUCUUGUCACAAAUGAUGUGAGCUUUAGCCCACCUCCACCACCACCACCACUACCACCGCCGCCGCCUGCAGCCCCUCUCCAACAUGAGCGAGGUCCAGGCCACAAUAGAGUUCUCUGUGGAGCUCCACAAGUUCUACAAUGUGGAUCUGUUCCAGAGAGGAUUCUACCAGCUCCGCGCCAGUAUGAAAGUGCCACCGCGGGUCCCUCACCGAGUGGAGGCCAGUCUGCUUCAUCCCUCAGGGUCAGACUUGGCCUUCCCUGCCAGUGUUCAAGAUGACGUCAUCUGCAGCAAGACCUUCCAGAUCCUCUACAAGAACGAGGAGAUAAUCGUCAACGACGUGCUUAUUUUCAAAGUCAUGAUGCUUCUAGACGAGAAGAAGGUGGAGGAAUCUCUAAAUGAGAUGGACUUCCAGCUCGCUCUGGACCUGUUCUUCACUGACGGCGACUACUCGCCUGAGGACCCCAGCACCCUGCAGAGCAUCAGCAGCCGGACGCUGCGCUUGCACUUUAGCCUCCAGCGAGGCAUCCAUCAGCAUAUCAACGUCAUGUUCGACUACUUCCACCUGUCCGUCAUCUCCGUGCUGGUCCACGCCUCCCUGGUAGCCCUACACCAACCCCUCAUCAGCUUCCCCCGCCAUGUGAAGAGUACGUGGCUGAACCGAAACGCCCCUGCGCAGAGCAAAGACUCCCUCAUCCCGCCUCUAGAGAAUGUGGUGUUUGGCAGCAGCUAUGUCAAGCAGCUAUCCCCAGAUGGGAAGACGUUCCUGGUGGCUGACCACUGCCUGCAGCAUGCCUUCAACCUGCACCAGAGCCUGUGUGCCAGCCUGCUGCUGGCCUACCAGGGCAUCUUCGGCUACUUCACCACCGUCACCAAGGACCUGCCCUCCUCCCAUCACAUGGAGCUAGCCAAGCCCAGCAUGCAGGUCCUUUAUGAAAGAGUUCUCAGAAGACCUUACCCCCGAGGCCAAAGGCACGUCACCAUAGAGAAACUUGACGUGGAGGCCCGUCUCGCUGAGCUUUGUGACCAAGUGAAGAAAGCAGAGAGUCCUGACGAGCUGGCAGAGCUGGUGAACAUGAACCUGGCCCAGCUGUGCUCCCUGCUCAUGGCGCUGUGGGGCCAGUUCCUGGAGGUGGUGUCCCUGCACGAGAGCAUCGCCGCCCUGCUGGCCUUGGACCACCACAUGCUAAGGGUCCGAAGAUUUGCAGAGGCUUUCUUUUGCCUGGAACACCCGCGUCAAACAGCACUUGCCUACCAGGAGCUCCACGCUUACAGCCACCAACAGAUGACUACAGCCAUCAAAAGCUCCUCCUACUUCCUGUCUCUGCCGCCAAUGGCCGUCGAGUGUGCCGACCUGGACGGGGAUGUCAACUCGCUGCCAAUCAUCUUUGAGGACCGCUACCUCGACUCAGUCACUGAGGAUCGCGAUGGGCCGUGGCUUGGGAUGCCCAACGCUCGCAGAGGGUCUGUGUCGGGCCGGUCAGACCGGUCCAGCUCCAGGGACAUCAGUGCCAGUGGCGCCAGCCUCCUCAGCCCGACCCCGGAGCCCCGGCACACCACCCUAGCAACCACCUGGCCCGAGACUGCUGCCGACCAGCAGCCGCUCAAGUCCAAAGCCAAGUCCAUCAAGAUGAAGAAGAACACCAAGACUGAAAACGCCAAGAAGCUGGUGCGGCAGACCUCCAAGGACUUGGUCAUCCUCACCGGCUACAAGCACCUGAAGCUGCCCCAAUCCUCCGAGCCGCUGGCCAAGCCCAGGGAGGCGGCGGAGGCCGGAGGAUGGGGGGAGGAGAGAGAGGGUCUCCCCCUCCCGGGAGAUGGUAGGAACAGUGCCAGUCUAGGGGCCAAACACGCCCCCACGCUGCCCGACCCCUUAGGGGAGGGCGAAUGCCAAACGGAUACCAGCUGCCAAAAGGACGAUUUCACCAACCUGCUCCGGCCCGGCGCACAUGGCAGGCCCCAGGCAGGCCCUGGAGCCGUAGGCCCUGAGAGCAGAGUUGCGCCAAGGGUGGAGCCGCCGCAGCAGGGGGGCCCCGCUGGAGGGCUCCGGCACAUCGAUGUGAAGCCCAGUGACAAGGACCCCUACCAGGGGGAGAAGGUCACUGUGCUCACACCAGGCUGGCUGGGGGGGGCCUCUAAGGCUGGGGAGCUGCCUGAGAUCAAUCUCUCGCAAGGGGGCGGAGGGGUGGAGGGGAUACAAGCAGUGGGUGUCCCAGCACAGGGAGAUACAGCGCAGGGUGUCAAGAGCGACUGCAUCCAGCUGCCCGAUGGGCCUCCCUCGGCCUCGUCACGCCUCUCGGACUCGGGCAUAGAGAGUGAGCCCAGCUCUGCCACCCAGUUGGCCCCAGGGCCUCAGCCGAGCGCCGACGCCAGCGCCGUGGAGCCCGUCUGGGUCCCCCAGCAGGCGGAAAAGCCCGCCAGGCCAGUCUCCACCGUCAGGCCCCUCCAGACGCUCCUGGGCUCCAAGAGCCUCGCGCUGCUCGAAGGGGGAGGCCCCUGCCCGGAGACCACGAGCGGCGUCAGCGGCGUCCAGUCCUCCCUCACGUCCAUCACCUCGCUCCCGUCUGACGAGGAGACCGAGAGCGAGCAGCCGGCUGGCGGCGGCAGGAAGUCAAGCGUGCUGGUGCAGGAGCAGAGCCUGGUGUUCUCAACCGACAUGGAUCCCUGGGAGCCGGCCAGCGCCCACGCUAACAACCCCCUGUGCCCCGCUAGCACAGCAGACGCCACCGCAGAACCCCCCCUGCUCCCUGCGGCCAGCCCAGGAGACCAGACGGUGUUCCUGGACCCCCCACCGCCGGGCGCCCCUGUCGGGGGUGAUGCUGUGGUGGGGGAGCCAGCGGCGGCAGCUGCGGUGGCCGGGGGAGGCCAGUCCAGCGCCUCGGGCACCAGCAGCACGGACCUGGUGAAGCGCGGCCUGGUGGAGAACUACUUCGGCUCGCGUUCCAGCACCGACGUGUCCGAGAUCAGCCCCGUGGAGUCGGCCGCCGUCACGCUGGGCGUCGGAGCCGGCGCCACUGCGACCGACCCACCGAGCGCUGCGGGCGGCGCCGCCGCUGCUGCCAACGAUGAAGACGAGGGUGACGAGGAGGAGGAGGAGGAGCAGCCGGAGCACGAGAGUAUUCAGAACGGUUACUACGAGGAGACGGACGGCCAGACCUACGUUAACGGCGUGGAGGCGGAGAGGGAGGGCGGGGCUGAGGGGCUGAGCCUGCUCUACGAUCAGGUGGGAUUGGAGAACCUGCUGGAGACGGGCGGCUCUGUGCGCCAGCCGGGCCCCUGCUGCCAACCCGGAGUAAUAGCCCCCGGCGCCACGAGCAUGCGCUGGUACGAGAACGUCCCAGAAGCACACAUGAAGCCGUUUGUGCAGGCCAAAGAGGAGCUGAAGCUGCUGAAGUUGCCUGGCUUCCUGUACAGUGAGGUGGCGGAGCUGGCCUCCACCACGGCCUACUUCAGCCUGGAGGAGGACGACAGCACCGACGAGGGCGUCCAUCUGGUGGUGUGCGUUCACGGCCUAGAUGGAAACAGUGCUGACCUGCGGCUGGUGAAAACCUACCUGGAGCUGGGACUACCUGGCUCUCAUAUAGAGUUCCUCAUGUCUGAACGGAAUCAGAAUGACACCUUUGCUGAUUUUGAAUCAAUGACUGACCGGUUGUUGGAUGAAAUUGUUCAGUAUAUUCAGAUCUAUAAUCUAGCUGUGUCAAAAAUCAGUUUCGUUGGCCACUCCUUGGGGAAUCUGAUUGUGCGCUCCGUGCUGACGAGGCCCAGGUUUAAAUGCUACCUGAGCAGGCUGCACACCUUCCUGUCUCUGUCAGGGCCUCACCUGGGCACCCUCUACAACAGCUCCGCCCUGGUCAACACAGGGCUUUGGUUCAUGCAGAAGUGGAAGAAGUCGGGCUCCCUGCUCCAGCUGACCUGCCGCGAUCACUCAGACCCUCGGCAGACGUUCCUGUACAAGCUCAGCAAGAAAGCAGGGCUCCAGUACUUCAGGAAUGUGGUGCUGGUGGGCUCUCUGCAGGACCGCUAUGUGCCCUAUCACUCCGCUCGCAUCGAGAUGUGCAAAACCGCCUUAAAGGACAAGCAGACAGGUCCGGUUUAUGCCGAGAUGAUUGAGAACCUGCUGCUGCCUGUGCUUCAGAACAAAGAGUGUAACCUGGUGCGCUACGACGUCAUCCACGCACUGCCCAACACCGCCAACUCACUGAUUGGCCGAGCGGCACACAUCGCCGUGCUGGACUCCGAGAUCUUCUUGGAGAAGUUCUUCCUAGUCGCUGGCCUCAAGUUCUUUCAGUAGACUGUCAAAAAGUAAGAUGGAGGGAGAACUCAGAGUUACCUCACAGCACCCAAACGAAAAGACAUUCAGUGCAAAUCACAUCAUUUUUUAGAUGAUUUUUUUUAAAGUAUGAUAUUUUCUUUUUUGUUUCCUUGUAGGAGGCAAAAUGAAAAACAAAAUAAGCAUCAUAUCAGUUUUUGUUUCUUAAACUUUUUUUGUUGUUUUACCUUUUAAUAGCUGGUGCAUUGUGAAUGUGUAAUUCUCAUUUUGAUUUUGAUUUUUCUACUGCCAUUUUUCUUUUUGUUAACGGAUGAUUUUAAUCAUUUUUUUAUGUACUGUCAAGGUAAUGCUAUUGUCUCCUCAUUUUUUUCUCGUGGUAUUUUCAGUGUUAUUUAUGUAUAUUAUAUUUUCCCGGUUUAAUUCCACAUUGUUAUCCAACUACACACGGUUAUUGCUGAACUGGAAAUGUAGCUGCUAAAGAUAUGAAAUAUUUAUUUUGCGGGAGGUGAACCAAGUCUGCUCUGCACAUCUUAAAAAUCUAUAUUUCAGCGCUCUGUUUUUCAUCAGACGGCAUAAAACAGCGAGACACAGAGAGAGAGAGAGAGAGGGAGAAAAAAAAACGAUUUUUUUAUGACACUUGUCAUUUUUACUACUCACGUUUUUUACAGAUCCAUUUUAUACAUCACAAAAGACAUGCUUCCAGACUAAUUCAGAAGAUUGUUGAUUGUAGCUUAGAGGCAGCAGUCUGGACCUGAGCGCUGGUUUUCCACACUGCUGCUCCUAGCGGUCGCCACGUCAUGCACAACACUAACCCAACCUGGAGUUGGGCAGGAGACCCUUGAAUUUAGAGCAUGGUAACAUUUUUACUACAGCGAUUAUAAGGUGACAGUUAGGCCAGGUGUCAGUUAUUUCAUACAGCACAAAGCGAUCAAUCAAAGUGGUUUAUGAAAAGUAUUUAUGUUUGGUAUCUGGGGUGAAAAAUUAUUUAUGCUUGUAAACGAGAAAACGGUAUUUUAAAUAAAAUAAAAAAUAAAAAUUUCUCAUUUGUCA
Clupea harengus (Atlantic herring) is the source of this 5768-nucleotide messenger RNA. RefSeq names its product family with sequence similarity 135 member A (gene fam135a). Lineage: Eukaryota; Metazoa; Chordata; Actinopteri; Clupeiformes; Clupeidae. Gene Ontology annotation, biological process: lipid metabolic process. The record is from RefSeq and is a predicted model, not a curated record.